AACCAAGAAUUAUAGAAAUGAUGGUUAAAUCCAUCUUAAUCUCAAGUUAUAAAAUCCAAACAAUCAAGUUUGACCACAAUACAAAUAACGAAAUAGAAAAAUUUGUAUUAAAAGAAGAAGAGUUAACUAAAUUAAUUACAAAAGUAAGAAAUGAAGUUGAAGAAAUAGAUGAAUUGAACAAAGAAAUAGAGUAUUUGAAAACGGAAAAUGCAGCAUUGAAAAAAAAAAUUGCUAAUGAUGAUGAGGAAACUGUUGAAGGUGACUUUUAA
Messenger RNA from Entrophospora candida, 269 nucleotides. NCBI's taxonomy places the organism in Eukaryota, Fungi, Glomeromycota, Glomeromycetes, Entrophosporales, Entrophosporaceae. The record is from the annotation of a GenBank genome assembly.